AUGGUGCCGACGCCUAAUCGAUUUCCUUCAUGCGGUGGGAAAAGUCCAGUAGACGAUGCACCCGGAGAAAGAAUAGUUAUAUCUGGCAUGUCUGGGAUCUAUCCAGAGUCUCACAGUGUGAAAGACCUAUCAGAUAUUUUGUAUGACAAGAUCAACCCAAUCACCAAUGAUAAAACCCGCUGGGAGUUUGAGCACCCCGAAGUAUCUCAGUACUCCGGCAAAGUGCCUGGGCUUGAACUGUUUGAUGCACAGUUUUUCAAAAUUCAUUACCGACUUUGUAAUAAUACGGAUCCAAUGGCUCGAAAGUUGAUGGAGCAAGCGUAUCAGGCUAUAUAUGAUGCUGGUGUUUGUCUCAAUGACCUAUUUGGAAAGAAAGUCGGCAUCUUUGUAGGAAAUGGUGUAUCAGAAACGGACAAGAUUCAUAUUUAUUUUCAAGGUGAUAGGACUGGUACUGGUAUUCCAGGGUGCAGUAAAUCAAUGUUUGCGAACCGUAUUUCAUAUUGGUUGAACGCUAAGGGCCCUUCUUUGGCCAUUGAUUCCGGCUCGUGCAGUUCCAUUCAGGCUCUGGAACAAGCUUGUCUGGCCAUCAAACGCGGUGACUGUGAAGCUGCCAUCGUUGGAGGGUCUAACCUUUGCUUGCAUCCUCAAUCAUCCAUCCAUCACGGACGAAUCAUAAAGUUGAAUUCAGAAGGAAAGACCAAAUCAUUUGAUACUGAAGCAGCUGGGUGUGUCUUGUCUGAGGCUGUCAACGUUAUGUUCCUUCAAAAAGCUAAAGAUGCGAUCAGAGUUUAUGCUGAAGUAGUGCAUGUAAAAUCUAGAUACACAUCGGAUCCACAAGACGAAACAAAAGAUCAAAAGUUUCACUUCUACAGAGAUGCUGAAAAAAUGUCCAAUUUUAUAAAGUCAUUCUAUGAAGAAAUACAAAUACCACCUCAAGCCGUUGAAUAUGUAGAAGCUUUUGGUUCAGCUGAACCAAAUACAGAUAAAGCAGAGCUUGAAGCCAUCGAAAAAGUAUUCUGUAAUAACAGAAAUAAUCCACUUUUAGUUGGCAGUGUUAUGUCCAACAUAGGAUAUACAGAAUCUGCAUCGGGAAUAUGUAGUAUAACAAAGGUUCUUUUAGGAUAUCACAAAGGGCUGCUCGCAGGAAAUUUGAACUGUGAUUCCCCGAGAAAUGACAUAGCAGCACUGCGAGAUGGUCGAAUGCGCAUUCUUACUGAUCACCAGAGUUUUGAUCGAUCAUAUACCGCUGUUAAUGGUCUAUCUAUAUCAGGAAUUAACGCACAUGUUCUUUUAAAUGGUCAUUAUAAAGCUAAGGAUACUACGCGUUACAAGACAAAAAUACCUCAUUUAGUUCUCGUAUCUGGUAGACAGGAGUCUUCCGUGCAAAAAAUACUUGAAGAUUUAAAAUCACGUUCUGUAGAUCCUGAAGAAAUAGCGCUACUGCAUAAUAUUCACAAAACCAGAUUGUCUGGUCAUUUAGGACGAGGAUUCACACUUCUCAGCACAAAUGAAAAGGACGAAACCAUUUGUCUAAACGAACGAUUCAACUACUUCGACGACGCUAAGCGACCGCUGUGGUUCGUAUACAGCGGCAUGGGCUCCCAGUGGGCCGGCAUGGGAGCACAGCUCAUGAGGAUUCCUAUAUUUGCCGCUGCCAUUGAAAAGUGUCGCCGUGUCUUGGAACCUAAAGGAGUAGACGUUGUUCAUAUUAUUACAUCUCCAGACAAAACCAUAUUUGAUAACAUUCUACAUUCUUUCGUUGGAAUUGCUGCUAUUCAAAUUGGACUCACAGAUGUAUUACUGGCCAUGGAAAUCAUUCCUGACAAAAUAAUCGGUCACAGUGUGGGUGAGCUGGGCUGCGCGUAUGCAGACGGCUGCUUCACAGCCGAGGAGAUGAUCCUGUCUGCGUACAGUCGCGGGCUGGUCUCUGUGCAGACUCCCUUCAUUCGUGGCUCAAUGGCUGCUGUGGGGGUUGGAUACAAAAAGAUAUCUAAAAUGUGUCCACCUGAGAUUGAAGUAGCAUGCCACAAUGGCCCUGACUCCAGCACAAUAUCUGGUCCCGCUGAUAUCAUGAAGGAAUUCGUGGCUCAACUUACUGCGAAGGAAAUAUUUGCCAAGGAAGUGCCAUGCUCGAACAUUGCAUAUCAUUCUCGAUAUAUCGCUGAGGCAGGUCCAGGAUUGCUCAAAUAUUUGAGUGAAGUAAUCACAUCGCCCAAAGUCCGCAGUGAGCGCUGGGUUUCUACGUCAGUACCACAAGAGAAAUGGAACGACCCAAUUGCAAAAUAUUCAUCGGCAGAAUAUCAUACAAAUAACUUACUUAGCUCAGUGUUUUUUGAAGAGACAUCAAGGCUCAUCCCGGCAAAUGCGGUGGUAGUAGAAAUUGCUCCACAUAGUCUUCUGCAGGCUAUUCUUAAGCGUUCGCUGCCUGAGUCCUGCAAACUUGUGCCACUUACAAGACGUGGACACCCAGACAAUGCACAGUUCUUGUUGGAGGCUAUUGGAAAGCUCUAUAUGGAGGGAUACAACCCGCAAGUGCAAGUCCUGUACCCGAAGGUAGAAUUUCCAGUUUCCACUGGAACACCAAUGUUGUCACAUACAGUAGAAUGGGCGCAUCAUGAAAAAUGGAAUGUAAUACUGUUGAAGUCACCACAAAAAAUAAUUGCAUCAACUUGCAAUUACGUCCUUUCUAUUCAUGAUGACGCUUAUCGUUACUUAAGAGGACAUGUUAUAAGAGAAACAAAUUUAUAUCCGUUUGCUGCUGCACUUGUGGCAGUUUGGGAUACAUUAGCCAUGUUCCUGGGAGUUCCAAAGAAACAACUCUCAGUUCAGUUCCAUGAUGUACAUUUGCACUCCCAACCCGUGCUGCAUGAGCAAAGGCAAUUGCGACUGUACAUAACUGUGCAAAAACGAGGGCAAUUUGAGGUAUUGAAUAAACAUAUUAAAAUUGCAUCUGGACAUAUUAUCGGUGAAAGAGACAAAAAUAUAUUUACAAAAAUAGACAAACAAGAAAAGUUGCAGUGCGAAACAGUGUUUGCUCUGGAAUCAGAAAAUAUUUAUGAAUUAUUAGAUGCCAAGGAUUACAAUUACUCGAACGAGUUCCGUAGUAUUCACAAUGCUAAUUUAUCGCUAACUGAAGCGCAUCUGUUGUGGAAGGACAAUUGGGUAACACUAAUCGAUGGUAUAAUCCAACUAAAUGCGCUUAGACGCGGGCAUGACAGUGUUUCACAAUUAGGUUUUAUAAAAAAGAUUGUGAUUGAUGUUGAACAACAUUUAAAAAUUGACACAAUCCUGCUAAAUAAUACACAUGUCUUGUCGGCUAAGGUGUUCGAUGAUAGUAAUAGUACGAGAUGUGGAGGUGUUAUAAUGGAAAACAUCAAAUUCCAUGACCUGCCGUCAAUAAAUAAAGAACGCAUGGCACUAAAAACGUUAAAAUUUGUUCCUCACGUCACGAGUAAUGAAAUCGAUGAAAGAAGUGCUUUGUAUGUAUUUCUGCAAAUAGUUGCAGAAAAUUUAAAUAAACGAGUUAUCAAUAUUGCUAACAUCGUGGAAUACAAUGGUCAAGCAAAGUAUGAAAACAUUCAAAGAAUUAUUCAUGAUAUACCUGACGUAAAGAUCAAUUUACUACAAUUAUGUCAGAACGACUUAAUAAAAAAGAAGGAUAAUUAUUUUAUUGACUUCGAUACUUUACUGAUAACGAAUUUGGCUGCUAAUAGUGGUAUUUGGGGUGGAGAAUAUUAUUUGCCCGUUCAAGGAAAUAUAGUUAAAGAGAAAAAAAUUGCGUUAGAAAUGAAAUCCUUAGGUGAUAUAAAUUCUACUCAAGGGAUAGAAUUGAGACAACCACACCAACAAGGAAAUCUAGUAAAGGUUCAUUACGUGGGACUAAAUGAUGCCUAUGUAAAGAAAGUUUCAGAAAUAGCCGCCAGAGACAAUUCUAAUAAACACCUAAUGGUAUACGACUUUAGUGGCAGAACAAAAAGAGGAGAACGUGUCAUGGGCAUAGUGCAAGAGGAAUCAAUCAAAAGUCUCGUCCAGGCAAUUCCUGAGCUGUUGUGGCCGGUGCCGAAGUAUUGGACAAUGGAGGAAGCAGCCACGGUUCCUUUGGCUUAUUGCCUCGCAUUCUACUGUCUUUACUUCAAAAGUAGGUUCUACCAUGGCAGCAGUGUUUUCGUGCACAGCGGAGCAGGAGCUUUAGGUCAAGCGAUCAUCUCUAUAGCGCUCGCACAUGACUGUGACGUUUACACUACAGUGAGCAGUAGUAAGAAAAAGAUGUUUUUGCUCAAACUAUUUCCAGAACUUAAAGAUGAUCAUAUUGGUUAUUCUAGAGAUAUCAGUUUCAAAGACAUGGUUCUUAAUAAAACAAACGGACUAGGUUGUGAUAUUGUAAUAACAUCCGUUAAAGGAGACAUAAAAAGAGCUACAAUAGAUUGCUGUAAAAAAUUUGGAACUGUGGUGGAUACUUCUCUUGUGGUGGACAAUGAGGAUUAUAUGUUUGAAAUGUUUCAUUUGUUUAAAUCUCUCACUUACAGUACACAGGAGUUUUCUUCACUAUUUGAUGCUACAAAAAUAGAAGAUUUAAAAAAAUUACAAUUGUUGGUGAGCGAAGGAAUAGCUCUCGGCUACGUGCGCCCGCUCUCUCGCGUGACGUACGCGGCGGAGCACGCGUCGCGCGCGCUGCGGCUGCAGGCCGGCAGCAGACAUGUCGGCCGAGUGCUGCUCGACUUGACUGCGGACGUGUCGUGUGUUCAGCAGAAAAUAAAGUGUUCCCCCGAUCGCCUGCAGCUGUUGUUGUCAGAGGACGAUAUGUUAGGAAUACAAUUGGCCGACAGGUUUUGGGAGGAACUCGGAGUGCAAUGCACAAUAUCAAACAUGAAGACAUGGAAUGAAAAUAUUUUCAAUUUACUGAAUAGCAACACAGUAGAUGACGUCGAAGGAAUAUUUUGUAUUUUAAACACGAAUACACAAAGUAACGAAAAUACCAAAUACUUGGAGUAUUUGAAUUUGGCCGUACAAAAACCAAAUUGGGCUUUGAAGUAUUUCGCAGUAAUUGAUGCUGGGACAGAAAUUAAUAAUACAAUAAGAGUAACAACACCUGUCGAUCAAUUUAUAUACAUCAAGUUGCCGUCGAUAAAAAUCAUUGAAAAUAAAGAAUAUUUUCCCAUUAGUUGUGCUAUUGAUGCUAUAGAACAAGCAUUAUGUCAUAAGCUACGUGUUAUAACUGUGCAUCGUACAAAAAAACCUAAAAACAACUUAUUACAAGAAUUAGCUAAUAUAGCAGAUUUCACUAUUCCAAAAAGUCUGUCACCUGAAGUAACUCUUGAAGAUAUGGGAAUGGAUUUAUCAAAGUCCUAUAUUGUUAGAGCAUAUUUACGUAAUGUUUAUUAUAUUUCUUUGGAAGAGACUGCCAUACCAUCAAUUACGGCUAAAGAGUUAUUGCAAUUAGAGGAUAAUUGGUUACAAAAGGAAUUCACUGAAACUGAAGACUUAAAAACAUUCAUAUCUCACAUUAAUAGUAAUGAGCUUCUAGCAAAUGAGAAUGUAAUAUAUUUACCAACACUAACUUCAAAUAAUAAUUUGAGUUUUUAUCAAUUUGACCAAAACGCAACAUACCUGUGCAUAGUACCCGGUGUAGAAGGGCUACACGUGCGAUUCCGUGAAAUGUGCGAGCGACUCAAGGUGCCCGCGAUAGUACUGCAACCGACCGUUGAACGACCACAUAAAACUAUAAAAGAAAUGGCGCAAAAAUAUGUCCAGAUUCUUCAGAGAAUGGUUCUAUUGAAGAAGCGGUUUUACCUUCUUGGAUAUGAAAGUGGAGUUUUGGUAGCAUUAGAAAUGGCUACGAUUCUCGAAGAUCAAGGUUUAACUGGUACAAUUUUCUGCAUUGGCGGUGGUCCUGAUGAAGUUCUACAUGAAAUUGAUGAAAAACUAGCUAAGUUUGAAACAGAACAAUUAUUACAAGUGGCUAUAGCUCAACAUAUAUUUAAAUUGAUGGUUAACGAUGACGCUCCAGGAGAUUUGAAUCUAGAAAAUGAGCUGAAAAACAUUUCGACGUGGAAAGAGAAAGUAGCGUUCUGUGUGCAGAAGCUGCUGGGUCGUAUCGAUCACUCUAUUCAGUAUGCCAAAGAAUAUAUUGAAGCUGUAUACGCUAGACUAGUACAAGUACGGCGAUAUCAUUCAGAACCACGACCUCUGCGCUCCCUCCUGAUAUCUAUUAGACCUUGGUCACUCACCAGUGAGUCUAAUCGCAUUCCUAUACAAAGUUACUCGCAGCAAAAAGUUGUGGAGUACGAGUUGCAAGUUCCUCUGGCGCAUGCGGCGCAUGAUAUGCGCUGCGCCGCUAUUGUGAACCGCCAUUUAGACAAAGACAUUCUAGAGGAAUUUGAUAAUUUUAAUUUGUGCGAAACUUACACUAUUUCAAACUUAGAUAAAAGCUUAAAUACCAGUGAUACCAGUAUGUUAUAAUACUAUAAUGAUGACACUGGUUGAUGUACUCGUAAUUUUUAAUUUGGGUGUUAAUAAUUAUAAUUACUAAAACGGUUUUUGAAAUUUUAUAUUGCGUACUUAAAGUUCUUAGUGCAUAUUGGCAUGUAUAUUUUGACUAUGAUUAAUUCCUUACACAAGGUCUCAACCUAGAUAGGAAACUGAAUAAACAAACAGAUAAGUUAAUUUCAUCAUCACUAACAGCCCGUAUUCCGCUCAAUGUGCACGAGUCUCCUCUCAGAAUGAGUGGGUUCAGGCCUUAGUCCACCACGCCGUCCCAAUGCGGAUUGGCAGACUUCACACACACAUUUAUCGUAUGAGACAAGUGAUAUUUUAUUUCUUGAAAUGCACAUAACUGGAAAAUUGGAUUGCAUGUCUUAGACCGGAAUCGAACCUACACCCUCCGAAUCGAAGGCAGAGGCAUCCAUUGGGCUCUCACGUCUCCUAAGUAAUGAAGUUAAUUUAGCAGGACAUAUAAUAUGUAAAAAUAGGGUAGAAACAAAAUAAAUAAAAUAAAAAUAGGUAAAUUUAGUCAGUUCAGUUGUGUGCAUUUUAAGAAAUUAAAUAUCACGUGUCUCAAACGGUGAAGGAAAACAUCGUGAGGAAACCUGCAUACCAGAGAAUUUUCUUAAUUCUCUGAGUGUGUGAAGUCUGCCAAUCCGCAUUGGGCCAGCGUGGUGGACUAUUGGCCUAACCCCUCUCUUUCUGAGAGGAGACUCGAGCUCAGCAGUGAGCCGAAUAUGGGUUGAUGAUGAUGAAAUUUAGUCAUUAUCUUAAUCUUGUAAGUAUUAAUCAAAUAUGUGAAUAAUUCUUAGCAAGAUUUUUAUUCAGAUUUAUUUAAUUAUGAACAAAUUCAGUUGUUUUUAUUUUGUAGGUACUCAAAUUAUGUUUAAUACUACAAUAAAUAAUAUUAUCAAAAAUGGCGUUACUAAUGGUAAUAUAAUCCAUAUAUAAUCCUAGUCUACUACUACCAGGUCCUACUAACCUAGCCAAUUAGUUAUGCACUUUUGGAUAAUACUUAUUAUAUAGGUAGGUACAGUACAAGGUUAAUAGAUAUAAUAUUUUUGAAUCUUUUGUCAUGUACGUACCUACCGAUUCAUUUUAAAGACUAAAUAUACUUCUUGGUAAAUAUAAACAAUACUUUUUGUAUACUAUUAAGUUAAUUCGAUUG
This is a messenger RNA of Bicyclus anynana (squinting bush brown), 7648 nucleotides long. RefSeq names its product fatty acid synthase-like. NCBI's taxonomy places the organism in Eukaryota, Metazoa, Arthropoda, Insecta, Lepidoptera, Nymphalidae. The record is from RefSeq and is a predicted model, not a curated record. The transcript has 37 exons. Gene Ontology annotation, biological process: fatty acid biosynthetic process. Gene Ontology annotation, molecular function: oxidoreductase activity; fatty acid synthase activity. The coding region runs from base 1 to 6459 and encodes 2152 amino acids.